Molecule: messenger RNA, 1439 nt
Organism: Phanerochaete carnosa HHB-10118-sp
Lineage: Eukaryota; Fungi; Basidiomycota; Agaricomycetes; Polyporales; Phanerochaetaceae
Product: glycoside hydrolase family 10 protein
Exons: 9
Coding region: 355-1371 (338 amino acids)
Biological process (GO): carbohydrate metabolic process
Molecular function (GO): hydrolase activity, hydrolyzing O-glycosyl compounds
Source: RefSeq, a predicted model, not a curated record
CUGGGAAGCAAACGUAGCCCGCUUGAAGUCUGGGCCAGAACGCAAAUGAGGUAUCAGAGAGGACUCGAGUAUCGGGCCACUAGUAAAACAUUCGACUGAGAUUUGCGACCGCCGUUAGCUCUGCUAAGUGGCUGGGUCCUUCGCCAUCAUAUUCCCACGGCCAUCGCGCUCGGGGAAACCUCUUGGAAAGGCAAUCGCUUCUGGGUGCCCCCGAAGCCCGCUGGCCGCCAUUGCGUCCGUGACUCGUAAAAGACGAGCACGACGCCUUGCGGGCGCGCCUGGACGUCAUGCACCUGGAGCACUUGACCACCGCCGUCAGCACGCACGGCCCGCCUCGCUGCUCCAGACGACGCGAUGAAGGUCUCGACGCUUUCUACCGGCGUGGUAUUGCUGCCGCUCGUUCUUGCAGCACCCGCUACACAGCCGAUUAUCCUGAGGAAUCUGGCGGUGCCACGAUUCUUUGGUGCCGCGGCGAACACGUCGUGGUUGUAUCACGAUAAGAACUAUACAGAAGUUAUUUCGACACAGUUCUCCAUCUUCACUCCAGAGAACGAGAUGAAGUGGGAGAACAUCGAACCCGAGCCAGAUAGCUUCGAUUUUGGCCCUGCAGAUGAGAUCGUCCAGUUCGCGGAAAGCGUGGGUGCGAAGAUGCGCGGCCACAACUUCAUGUGGGGAAACCAGCUGCCGACAUGGGUGAACUCGUCUUUGACGGCAACGGAGCUGGACAAGGCUCUACAGAACCACAUUACGACCGUCAUGGACCACUACCGAGGCAAGAUAUAUGCCUGGGACGUUAUCAACGAGAUGAUCUCGGACAAUACGCCCAACGAGACAUUCAAGGACAACAUAUGGACCCAGAAGUUUGGCGAGGAGGCGAUGCCCAAGGCCCUGACAUAUGCCCGAGCGGUCGACCAGCAGCCGAAGCUCUACAUCAACGACUACGGCAUCGAGGAGCUCGGCUCCAAGUCGGACACGCUCUACAGCGUCGUGCAGGGCUUCCUCCGCGACGGCGUGCCCGUCGACGCGAUCGGCUUCCAGUGCCACUUCACGCUCGGUCAGGUCCCGGGCACGCUCCAGCAGAACCUGCAGCGGUUCGCAGACCUCGGCCUCGACGUCGCGGUCACGGAGCUCGACAUCAACCUCGACGGACCGGGCAACGCGACCGCGUUCGCGCAGCAGGCGAAGGACUACUGGACCGUCGUCAACGCGUGCAUGCAGACGCAGCGCUGUGUCAGUGUCUCGGUCUGGGGCGUCUCGGACGAUCAUUCAUGGAUCCCCAAUGGCGAGCCCUUGCCAUGGGAUGCCGAAAAGCAGCCCAAACCAGCGUUUUAUGCCAUCGCGGAUGCUUUCGAGGGAAUGCCUGAGCGCUAAGCAAGUCAAAUAGAAAGCGUAACGGCCAACGGUGUCGUCACAGUCGUCAAAUACACACUUUGAAGGAG